UAAAUACUCAAACACUACCAAUGAAAUCUUUAAGAAUAUAUCAUACUGCAAACAUCCAACCUAAAUGGUAUCCUUCUGCAUUACUCAGAGCAUCUAUUGCUUUUACUCAACAAUCCCAUGAAGCUCUUGAUACAACCUCACUGCUUAUUUAA
Entrophospora candida is the source of this 152-nucleotide messenger RNA. The record is from the annotation of a GenBank genome assembly. Lineage: Eukaryota; Fungi; Glomeromycota; Glomeromycetes; Entrophosporales; Entrophosporaceae.